Molecule: messenger RNA, 2025 nt
Organism: Phanerochaete carnosa HHB-10118-sp
Lineage: Eukaryota; Fungi; Basidiomycota; Agaricomycetes; Polyporales; Phanerochaetaceae
Exons: 2
Coding region: 68-1600 (510 amino acids)
Biological process (GO): regulation of fungal-type cell wall biogenesis
Cellular component (GO): mating projection tip
Source: RefSeq, a predicted model, not a curated record
CACUAACGCACGACAGAAGUCGCCAAUUGCAAGCGAUCUACCGCUGCACAACUCGCGACUAGGAUCCAUGACCGCGCCAUACCCUCCACUACAGCUCACAUGGAACCGCCUCCGCGCCUGGCUGGCGAACGAGUACCCAGAGCUUGGAGACACGCUGAACUAUGGAAUACUACCCCAAGAUCUUCAGCAGAUAGAGGUGUCCUUCGGAUUUGCACUGCCACAAGCGAUCCGGGAUUCGUACCUCUGUGCAGACGGACAAGAAGCAGAAUCCGCGGCAGGCUGUUCAGAGGGACUCUUCUUCGGCCUGACGCUGUUGCCGCUCGAGGACAUUCUGGAGGAAUGGCGGUUCUGGCGCGAAGUUGACGACGACCCAAAUACGGGUGCAAACUCUCGGUUGCGCGGACUCAUGGACUCGAUACCCCCUGGCUGGAUCCGCAGAGAGUAUUCGUCCCGGGGUUGGAUCCCGCUCGUUGCGGACAAGGCUGGCAACUACCUCGGCGUCGACCUCAACCCCAGUGAGGGCGGCUCAAUCGGCCAGGUCAUCGUCUUCGGGCGCGAUUUCGACACCAAGGUUGUCAUGUGGAGAGGCGAUGGCCCGCAUGGCUGGGCGAAGUGGCUUGCGGGCUUCGUGGACGAUCUGGAGAGCGGUGAGGGUUAUGAGCUCGGGGCGAACAACGAUAGCGAAGGAAGCGAGGACUCGGUUGGCUAUGAGGACUACUUCUACGAUGGGACUGGGCGGGGGUCGGGCGACGGCGGAGGUAACGCUGGGACGGGCGGCAUGCGCUUGGCGGGUGAGUACAAGGGAUGGAACGUCUUGGAGGCAUGGGCGGAUCGCAGUGUUCGCAAGUGGCAGCAAGCAGGGGUUAUUCCGACGCCCGACCCUGAGCAGCAGGCGUCGAUGCCUGCGAAAACGAAGCAUGUGGAGCAUAUAUCGGACGUCAAGCUUAGGUCGCUCUCCGGUACGAACUCAGGCGCAGAAGUACCCAUUCCUGUCCUCGCCGACUCGAGCCAGCCGUCGACAAGCGCACAUACACUGGACGAUGAAGCGAGCGGAUCUCAGUCAUUGCCCAUAAUUUCGGUCACCAAGCCACCGGCCCCGAGGCCAGUUUCUCUACCGACGCAGGACGAUAUCGACGUCUCGCCGUCACGGAACGACAUCGAAGCAGGUAGCGGGGCUUUGGAUAUGCAAGAAGUUGGUGUUGCGCUCCCGGCUGUAUCAGUCAUCACAAAACAGCCAUCGUCUCCCAGGACUGACUCACCAAGGGCUGUUACCCCCAUCCCUCCUCCCCCAGCAUCCCUUUCCCACACUCCUUCGCGGACAAUGACUCAAUCCCCCGAACUAAUACAAUCACCGACAACUGCCAUCCCGGAGACUACAGAUCUCCUUGCUGAUGUUCCCCUGUCGAACUUCGACGAGGUCCCACCGGUAGUCGUAACCGAAGGUUUGGUGGGUGGUGAUGCUGAAGACUCGCCUGUCCUUGUGAACAGUGAGGACGCUCACCACGAGACAUCAUCGAACGACGGAGUUCUCGUCUCUGAUGCAGAGACAGACACUCCCGAAAUCGUCGAAUCGCACGCGGCGGAGCCUGAGGCGGCGUAAGAUAAAAGAGGCAGCGCCAGUGCGAUGCUUGCAGACCUCGCUGAGGACAGGCCGAGCUCGGAGGGCGCCACAAAGGAAGUUGUGUGAUCGAUCUACAGAGACAUUCUGGACUCGAGGUAUCGUGUGUCGUAUGCAUGGGCUUUGCUUUCUCCCUUCUAAUAUUCUAUUCGUCUGCAACUGAUGGAGCAUUUCUGCAUGUCUGGCUUAGCAAUAAUAAUCCGCUCUUCAUUGUUUCAUGAGGCAUCUUCACCGUCUUCUCCCCUUCCCAUGUGUAGUCGCAUUCGAUACCCGUAGCUCUUUUGCCUGGUAGUCAUUAUCAAGCUACACAAGUACGAGUCCUUUCAACGUACAUAUAUUUUACGGAGGCCAGGAGCCCAGCUUAUGGACUUGGACAUUACCCAAUAGAACUACGAACUGAAACCGGA